AGUUCGAGUUGGAGUUCGAUUGGAGUAUAAAAGAAGCGACCAUCGACGAUAGUGACAUUACUUGAAGCCGCCAGCAAACGGCAGCAACAUCAUCAUCAACGCAGCAAAGGAAUACAAACCAACGGAAUGAGACCCUUGCUGAUCCUGUUGGCCGUGGCAGGCCUUGCUGCUGUCUGUGUCCGUGCGGAUGUUUCCCAUCUGUUUGGUGGUGGUGGCGGUGGCUAUGGACACGAUCAUCAUGAUCAUCACGAUCACCACGAUCACCACGAUCAUCAUGAUCAUCACGAUCAUCAUGAUCAUCACUACGAUCCCCAUGCCCACUCGCACGGUGGAUUAUCGCACGAUGGUCCUCAUGGGCACGCCGGUCUGCACAUAGAUCUGCACUACCAGCAGGAGCCCCACCAUCAUCACCAUCAUGUGGAGCCGGAGGCCAAGUUCAACAUUCCCAGCGGCUACAGCUAUGGCGGACCACCGCCGGCACCCAAGAGCCGUUACCUGCCGCCAGCACCAAAGGCCAGCUACCUGCCGCCAGCGGAGAAGCCCCGCCAGAAGUAUUUGCCACCCAAGGCGUCGCUGCCACCUCCACCACCACCUCCGCCCAAGGCCAGCUACUUGCCGCCCUCCAAGCCGGAGGUGAAGUAUCUGCCUCCUGCACCUGCACCUGCACCCAAAUAUCUGCCUCCUGCACCUGCGCCAAAGUAUCUGCCUCCCGCGCCUGCACCUAAGUACCUGCCUCCCGCGCCUGCACCCAAGUAUCUGCCACCCUCUCCACCUGCACCGAAGUAUCUGCCCCCUAAGGUCGCUCCCAGCUUGCCGCCACCACCUCCACCACCGGUUGUGGCGCCCAAGCCAAGCUACUUGCCUCCUGCCCAGCCGGAAAAUAAUUAUCUGCCACCCGCUCCACCGGCCAGCAAGUAUCUGCCCGCCGAGGAGCCCGUGGCCAGAUAUCUGCCACCCAAGGUAGCUCCCAGUCUGCCACCGCCACCACCUAGGCCGGAGACGAGCUAUUUGCCACCCAAGCCAGAGUCUAGCUAUUUGCCUCCUGCCCCAAGGCCUGAGUCGAGCUAUUUGCCACCCAACCAUGCGGAGGAGCAUCAUCACCAUGAGCAUCAGCACGCGGAGGAGCAUCAUCACCAUGAGCAUCAGCACGCGGAGGAGCAUCACCACCACCAGCAUGAGCAUCAGCCGGAGAUUGACUUCCACAUUCCCAUACCCUCGUAUGCUUUGCCCCUGCAGUCGGGGAGCCACAGCCAUGUGCCCGAGCACGCCUAUCAGUACAAGCCGCCACUGCGUCGCUUCAGGCAGUAAGCCACGCCCCCUCCCCAAACCUCAUAAGUGCUGCAUCUAGUUAUAAGUUUUUGCAAAUUAAAAUCAUUUAAAAACGAAA
Drosophila guanche is the source of this 1387-nucleotide messenger RNA. RefSeq names its product leucine-rich repeat extensin-like protein 3. The record is from RefSeq and is a predicted model, not a curated record. Lineage: Eukaryota; Metazoa; Arthropoda; Insecta; Diptera; Drosophilidae. The transcript is spliced from 2 exons. The coding region runs from base 127 to 1308 and encodes 393 amino acids.